This is a messenger RNA of Aphis gossypii (cotton aphid), 2608 nucleotides long. RefSeq names its product transcription initiation factor TFIID subunit 9-like. The record is from RefSeq and is a predicted model, not a curated record. The transcript has 5 exons. Gene Ontology annotation, biological process: DNA-templated transcription initiation; RNA polymerase II preinitiation complex assembly. Gene Ontology annotation, cellular component: SAGA complex; transcription factor TFIID complex. NCBI's taxonomy places the organism in Eukaryota, Metazoa, Arthropoda, Insecta, Hemiptera, Aphididae. Gene Ontology annotation, molecular function: protein heterodimerization activity; transcription coactivator activity; RNA polymerase II general transcription initiation factor activity. Bases 345 to 1028 code for a protein of 227 amino acids.
ACUUGAUACUUGAUAAUGUUACUACGUUAACGUUAUUGUAUUACGGUUUUAGAGCGGUAUAGGUUGAAUUCCGUGUAUUUAAUUAUAGUUCUUUUAUACUUUUAAUAUAAUAUCUAUAUAAAAAUUUGGUUGGUUUGUUUGUUUAGUAAAUACCUCUCCGGCCUCCGCUCUCGACUCUCGAGUUACGACCUUUUAUUAUAUUGUAGUUUUUUUUUUAUAUUAUUAUAUUAUAAUUAAUAGUUUGAUACAGUCACUGUCCAAAAUUAAAGCUAAGUAUAUUUUAGUCCCUGGAUAUAACUUCAAAUUAACAUUUUCAUACUGUUAAAUUAAUUCAACUUCCCAAGAUGGCGUCAUCUUCUCAAGGAAAACAUAUGCCUAAAGACACUCAAAUUAUUGUGUCGAUUAUGAAAGAUUUGGGAAUUGUUGAAUACGAUCAACAAGUUUUAAAUCAUCUUUUGGAGUUUAAUUACAGAUAUACAACAUUGCUUUUGGACGAUGCUAAGACAUUUUCAAACUUUGCUAAAAAAAAGAAUGUUGAUGCCGAUGAUGUAAAAGUUGCAAUACAAUUGGCACAAGACGGAAUAUUUUGUCGACCUCCACCGCGUGAUGUAUUAAUGACUGCAAGUCGUGAAGUAAACAAAAUACCAUUACCUCCAGUGAGGCCUGCCAGUGGGUUACGAAUUCCUCACGAUCGUUCAAAUUUCUUACAAACAAACUAUAGGCUUAGGAAUGAUUUGUAUUCUGGAGGGAAUAUGCGUAAGGCAGACACUAAAACAACAGCUGCAGAAAUGUUGGAGGCGUCUAGAAAAAUAGAAAUUGAAGAUAAUGUCUAUCCACAAUCUAGUCAAAUGAUGAACAAUUCAAUGGAGUUUGAUUUGCAAGAAAUGAUAGAAAAUCAGCAGAGUAGUCAAGAAAGCAUAGUACAAAAUGUUAAAGAUGAACUUUUGGAUGCUGAGACAUAUCAAAACCGUUCAUAUUCUGAUAUUGCACUUGAUGAUUCUGUUGAAAAACAACUCAAUGAUAUGUAAUUUAUUAUGGAUUAAAACAUUAUAAAAAUAUAAAAUAUCAUUCUCUAUUAUUUAAUAUUUUACUUUACAUUUUACUGUAAGGCAUAGCACAUAGAUUUUAAUUGAAAGCCCAUUAAAACUAACAAUAAAUUAAUCAAUUAUAAUUUAUAAGUUAUGUCUUAUAUAUUUAUAUCCUAAUCAAUAUAUUAAUUUAAUUUAAAUUUAAUUAACUAUAAUAUACCUACUCAUUAGUUAUUUUUGUUUUUACCAAUAUAAACUUGAAGUAUCUAAUACUAUUUUUUUUAUGUAUUAUCACAUGAUAAAUAAUAUUUAGAAAUUUAGUUAAAUAUACAAACAUGCAGUUAAAGAAUUUUUUACUUAAUAAUUUAUAGUCUUAAAAUCUAUAGACAAGAAUACUUUAUAAAAUAAGUUUUUUGUAUUUUUAAUUUAGUUAAUAAGUGCAUUUGAAAAUUUCUUUUCAAUAAUUUAUAAUUACAUAUUAUAUAUGAUGAACAACUGGUUUAUUAUUUUUUGACUCCUUCAAUUAACUCAACUUGAUAAUUUUAUCAAAAUAUUUUUUUCUUCUUUAAAUAAAAGACUUAAUGUUAAUACAACUUAUUGAAGUUUGAUCUUAGGUCAACUGGCUGUCCUGAUACACUUAAUCGGAAUAUCAUAUUCAAAAUCAAGUCGAGCCUCAUUACAACUGGGUACAUUAGUCGCCUAUAUAUAUUCUAUAUUAUUAUUUCUAACCUUGAGUUCCUUACUUUUACAAUAAUACAACCUUUAUUAUACUACAUGUCUAUUAAAACAAACGGAAAUGCACCAUAUCUGUAUGUAUUUAAAUUUUAAAUGCUUUUUAAAUCAUAUAAAAUGUUUAUAUCUAGUAAAUAUUAAUUAUUAUUCAUCAUCUAAAUUGGGGAAAACAUUUUACAUUUUUUAUAAUUAACAAACUACUAAGUAAAGUGGGUAUACUAUUGGUACGUUAUUUUAUGGAAAGAGGGCAUGAGUAUCCAUUUACUUAAUAGAUAGAUUUUAAAGUACAUUUGGCCCAGUUUCUGAAUGUACAUGACCGGGAUCAAUGGUGUCAUUUGGGGAGGAGGGAGAGAAAAGCGGGCCCCUGUUUGGUUUUAAAAGCAGCCCUAUGGGUAAGUGACCGGUUGUUGUCGUUUAACAAUUAUAAUUUAUAGGUGAAGAAAUUAUGCCUACCUAUUUUUAUAAUAUUUCCUUAAAAUAUUGUGUACCUAUUGGAAUGUAUAACCACGCGUCUCUUUGCUAAAUGUCAAAACUCGAUGUCUCCUCGAUAAGUCAUAUUUAAGAAUAAUACUCAAGCAGUCUUUCCGGCACCCACUCUUUUAUGACAAAUUAUAUACAAGGGAGACCGAGACAAGGGCUCAGCAGACUGUUACAUUGUAACGGACAGUUGCAAACGGUUAGGGAUAUCUCGGACAUUUAGAGGUAGGUCGUAACACCAUUCACGGUCUUAAUAUCAGUUUUCAGAGGUAGGGUCGUAACACCACUCACACUCUAUUUUAUUUUUUUUUAUAUUAAGCUUAUAUUAUUUGUAUUUGUGCGAGACUUAAUAAACGUAAAUUAUACUUGAA